CUACUAUCUAGUCUAGAUGUCUUUGUUAUCUUUCAGCAAUGAGUGCAAUGGACCAAGAGUGUAAGAAGAGAAAGAAGAGGAAAACACGAGCUGAGAGAAAUCAAAUAGCCAGACGUGUUCAUCAGGAGGGUGAUAAACAGAAAAAGUUUCAAGUCAAAAGUAAAAAGCCUGCUGACCACACUCAGUCUCAGAACCAAAUAACUUAUUCAUUAAGGUCAAGUAAAGGUUUGUCUCUGCCUUGCUUAAUACCAAAAGACUUUGUAAGAUCUACAACGGGAAACAUUACACAAGGGCGUUUAACAAGACCACUAGCAUUGUUUGAUAAUGCUAAAACUUCUGUUUGGGCCACUAGAGCCACACUUCCAGAAACAGAAGAAAUGAAGAAAAAUGUAGAGAAAGACUUACAACGCAUUCUCAACAUGUCAGGCCUUGAGUAUAAGUCUACUGCCAGCCUGAAUAAUGUUGAUAAAUGUGAUUUUAGCAAACAAAAGAGUGGAGAAAACCAGAGUGAUAGAAUGGAAGUUGAUCCUCCUCUAACAAGUUCACAGCCAGCCUCCAAAAAUGUACCAGCAGUAGAAAAAAAUACUUCAAAAUCUUCAGCACAUUCUUCUCCCGCAGAAACCAACAUCAUUCCUACAAUGUCUUUAGCCAGUCCAGUGAAACAAGAAGAAAUACUUGACCCUGAGCCCCCUAUUGAAGACAUUGCUGACACCAUCAUAAAGGAACUGAAGCUGAAGUUUGAUAAACUGUUUCCUAAUAGAGAUGUUGAAUAUGAAAAUUGCUGUGACCUUGAGAAACUGAUUAAGCAAAGUUGUCAAGAAAAUGAGUUGCCUAUAGUUAAGCCCAAAGAUUUAGUACAAGGAGAUAAAAAAAUCACAGCAGCUAGUAAAUCUAGGAUGGCAACGUAUUCUAGUUCUGUUCAGUCUUACUGCCCACCCCUCGUAGCAGCAAUGGAUUUGAAACAGUUUUCUAACAUUUACUCAGCAUCUUCCACACCACAGAUGUCUACCCCUCAAUCCUCAGCAUUGAUCACGUCUGUUGUGCAUGGAACCCGAAGUUCUGCCACCAACAUACCCUCAGAACAGCCUGCGUCAGACAUGCUGAUCACUAACAUGGAGGAGGAGGAGGAUGACGAAGAGGAAAAAAUUAUCACUAUCAAAUUGGAUGACGAGGAAGAGAGCGGUCCUCCUGUAGAGUCUGCCUCUUACGAUGAAUUUAUUGACUCGGCCCGUGAGAUGAAGUUAAAACUGGAACAAAACCAAUUGAAUCAGCUGCACAGCUUGUAUUACCAUUCUGCUUCUGCACUUGAUGGCCAGGAUGUGAGAAAGCAUUGCUGUGGGGCUCGAGGUGACUGGCAGUCAGGUCUCUAUGUUCCUCAAUGGAAGAGUGGUGGUCAAAUUAUACACUUUUCUCAACCUAAAGGGUUUCCUUAUCAAGACAGCAGUAUGCCAUGCUCAAUACGACACUCUGGAAAGAGCAUGUCAGCAGAUUCUGUAUUUUAUGCUCAUAAAGUUCACCCUGGGAGUGCUCAUCGUUUCCAGCUUCAGGCUGGCUAUAGUGACAGUCACACUCCAGACACAGACAUCUUUGGUAGGGUUGAAGACAGCUCCUGUAACUGCAAAGAUUUGCCUUUCUUUGUUGACAAGUCUGUGAGGCAUUCUCAUGAGAGGUCUGCUGAUCAAAGACAUGGUGGCAUGUCAAGGGAAGGUCAGUUCCUUGCUAAGUCCAGGUUUAACUUUCAGGAGGCUCUGGAUUCAGCAUGUCGUAUGUCUGAUGUUAGACAAAGAAACUCUGACUGUGUUGGACAACACAUGUGCCAGGAGCCUGGGAAGAGUACGAGAUACAUAAAAUGCCAGUGUUUAAAAUACAGACAUAGGUACCUUGGAAACUGUAGUGGGCAGUUGUCUUACUCCAUGUCUCAGCCUCUUGUUGAACUUCAAGGUCACCAGGCAGAUUUACAGAGGCAAGCUAAAGAUUUCUUGGAUGACCUAGAACAAAGUAUAUUGCCAUUAGAGGCGGAACACUCACCUCAGUCCUGCUCAACACACUUGUUUCCGAUUGGAUCACCCAACUCGAACAGAUCAUCUGCCUGGAUGCCGUCUUGUAUAAUGAAGGAUGUCAGACAUAAAGCUGCCUCCAGUCUUGUAUGAGCCAACGUUUCAUUAUUCCUUAAUAUUAUUAUUAUUUUAUUGAACAGGAUUAUACUAACUAGAAUAAUAAUUAGAUUUAGCUACUUAUAGUAUGAGAACACUAGACCAUUGACAAAAAAGAUAACAGCUAUCCAUCAUCCAUUUUAACCGAACCUAAAAUUGUUUUACAAACAUUAUAGAGUUGUUUUAUUAACCACUACAUUUCAUAUACAUGACAAGGAUUUUUCAUUCAUUAAUAUCAAAUAAAUUUUGAUCAUCCAUUCAUGAAAAUCUAUCUUGAUUGUCCAUUCAUAAAUAUAAAUCUUGUUUUAUGAUUCAUAAAUAUUUGUUUGUCCAUUCACCAAUAUCAAUUUUCAUUGUCAUUCAUAAAAAUCAAUAUUGAUAGUAUUUAUAAAAAAAAUAACAGAGAUUUUAAAAAUUCUAAAUUAUCUUAUUUUAACACUGAAAAACAAAAGCUAAAAUAUACCUUCUUUUUUAUUGUUUGCAACUUUUAGAACCUUUAAUAUAUAGUACUCUGGUUGUAGAAUUGAACAUAUUGUGUAUCUAGUAAUUAUUAUCACUAUCCCAUUUUUGCCUUCCUGAAAAUUGUGUACAAUUGUUGGCUGCAGUUAUAUUAUACAUAUAUUGAUAUGUAUUGUACAGGAUCUAGUUUGCACUCAAUUUCAAAUUUGGUGUAAAAUAACAUUCUCAGUUUUCUACUUAAAAUGACGCAAUAUACUAAUGUUGUUGUUUUUUUUAAACACAUUGUUGAAGACUUUCAACCCCUACAUUUCUAGUGUUAUACAUCUCAUGUGUUUAAGCCUUCAGUAAACCUUUGUUUGAAUCUGCCAUGAUUAUUCAGUUAAGAAUCAAGUUGAUUACUGAUCAUGUUUAUCAGUUACUUUGUAAGAACUAGUUUAAUAACGGAAGAGUGC
Messenger RNA from Biomphalaria glabrata, 3064 nucleotides. RefSeq lists its product as uncharacterized. The coding region runs from base 39 to 2150 and encodes 703 amino acids. NCBI's taxonomy places the organism in Eukaryota, Metazoa, Mollusca, Gastropoda, Planorbidae. The transcript has 16 exons. The record is from RefSeq and is a predicted model, not a curated record.